Messenger RNA from Prunus avium (sweet cherry), 2565 nucleotides. The record is from RefSeq and is a predicted model, not a curated record. Lineage: Eukaryota; Viridiplantae; Streptophyta; Magnoliopsida; Rosales; Rosaceae.
CACUUUCUUGAAUUGAGCCCUGAAAUAUCAAUCUGAAAAUACCCAAUGAAUUUUAGUAAUGAAGUAUACUUUGUUAAGUAAUAGAUACUACAGCUGGUAAUCCUUGAGAGCCGCAGAGGGGAAAACCUGGUGUGCACACCAGGUGCUCGACAGAAUGCCCCAACCAAUCUGCAACCUUGUUUUUAAAAAAAGGCUUUAAAAAAAAUAAUAAAUAAAGAACUUUUCUUCAGCCUUUCUCCCAAGCCCAGCCCGACUUCCCUUCCCUUCCCUCCAAAAAAACCCCAAAAUUUCUAAUUCUCGCCCCCAAUUCCUCCUUAAACCCUAACCGCAACCACCACCUGCUGCCGCGUGAUCCGUGAACGAAUUUCUCUCAGCCUCGCUAGACUCACACAACGUCGACUGCUGGCUGCCAGUGACGAGUGAGUUAAAGUCUACUACAUUGGCUUGGUUUGCAACUACAUUAGCAAUACUACCAUUUUGCAAUGGGAGUCGUAAAGGAUGGCAGCACCACCACCGGGUUUCUCCCUAGCAGUGAAGUUUUUGCCAUCCACUAUCCUGGUUAUCCUUCAUCCAUGUCCCGUGCCAUUGAGACACUUGGUGGGACCCAAGGAAUUCGUAAGGCUCAUAGUUCACAGUCAAACAGGCUGGAGCUUCAUUUCCGGCACCAAGAACCAUAUUCACAUCCUGCCUUUGGAGACCUUCGUCCUUGCAACAACUUGUUGCUUAAAAUAUCCAAAACCAAGUCUAAUGCUGGACAAACUCAGCCCCAAAGUGAAUUACUUGCCAGCAAACAAGAUGAAGUGCAGAUGCCUGAAAAUGAUCGAGUACAUUUUGAUAUUGUUGCUCGUGUCCCAGAGGCUUAUCACUUUGAUGGAAUGGUUGACUACCAGCAUGUUGUUCCUGUUCAUGCUGAUGUUGCACGGAAGAAAAAGAGAAAUUGGAUUGAAAUUAAGGAUCCACACUCUGAUAAGGGUGGUCUUAUGGAUAUUGAUCAGGAGGAUGCGAUGAUUCUGCUACCCCAACUCUUUGCACCUAAGGAUGUGCCCGAUAAUUUAGUGUUGAAACCAUCAGUGACAUUGAGUGCAAAAAAGAAUCAAGAAGAACCUGUGCAACACCAAUGGGAGAUGGAUAUGGAGCCAGUUCUUGCAAUUGACUUUGGAAUCAGUGAGAUUCCUAAGAGAACGAAUUGGGAGGAAUAUAUACCCCAAGGCUCAGAUCAGUGGGAGUCACAGAUGGCCGUGUCUCAGCUGUUUGAUGAGCGGCCUGUAUGGCCAAAGGAUUCACUAACUGAACUCUUGGUUGAUAAGGGCUUCAACUUUUCAGAUCAUCUACUCAGAAGGCUUCUUUCUAGAGUCGCAUACUACUUUUCACGUGGACCGUUUCUCAGGUUCUGGAUAAAAAAAGGAUAUGAUCCUCGCAAGGAUCCUGAUUCUCGAAUAUUUCAGAAAAUUGAUUUUCGAGUCAGACCACCAUUACAGAGUUACUGUGAUGCUAAUUCAGCCAAUCAUUCAUUAAGGACCUUCAAUACUUUCCAUAGAAUUCAACUCAUUAAUAAAGCAAUGCUUAGUUCUGACAGAGUUGUCCAGAAACUGUCUGAGACAGGAUGGUUUUCAUAUAACAUGCUUGAAAACUUGAAAGAUUGUGUUAAAGUGAGGUUCCUAUCUGUAUUCCCAGAACCUGGUGCGGAGCCCUUGCUAAAAGCUGCUACUGAAAGCUUCAAAAAGUCCAAGAAGUUGUGUAGUAAUGACAAAUUAAUGCGUGAUGAAGUGGUACACCCACAGGCCAAAGCAGGUAUAGAAAUAAAACCACAUUUUGUUCUAAGCUCUGCAAAUUCUUGUGGAUUUCCUAUAUGUUUCUCAGAUCUUAACAUGGAGAAUAUCUCAAGAACCCAUUUACAGGAGCUGUUUGGUAGUUUUCCAUCUCCUGAAGCAGGGGGUGAUAGAAUACAAGCUGCAUAUACGAGUGAUGAAGAAUACCAGAUUUAUGAGCAAGAUAGUGAUGACAACUUCCCUGAUGAAAAUGAUUGCUAACAUGACAUCUCUAAGGUUGUGCAAUAUGAAUAUCAUUUCACAUGUGCAACAAGUUUUAUGCUUUGCGUUUCAUGACUGUAAGUUGCUCAUGCAAACUUCUCAAGAGGCCUUGCCUGCUAUAACAUGAAAGCUACACUAACUACCAAUUAUUGGUGUUUGACGACCAUCAAUAUAAAGCACAACUUCAGAUUCAUUUUCUAGCCUGGACAAGAUGAUAAGUCGAAUUGAUUCGUGCAUCUUCAAAUGUGGUCCUCGACUCAAUGUGGUUUUGGAUCUCAAUAUCUGCCAAUGUACAACAAUGAUAAUGGAGAAUCUGUACUUGCUUGAUGAGCUUCUGCCAGUCUUUGAUUUCUUGUUCGAUGAUAUCGGUGAAGGUGUUUCUUUUGGCAUGGCAGUUGGAUAUGCAAAACCACUCAACUCUGUGCCUCCCAUUGACCAUUUAACGCAGAGCUGAAACCCUGGGGGGAAAAGCACUACUACUGCAACUGUUGGUCAUUAGAUUGUUUACGAGUUUCUUUUUAUACCUUUAGAUCUU